Arabidopsis thaliana (thale cress) is the source of this 1285-nucleotide messenger RNA. Its product is annotated as AP2/B3-like transcriptional factor family protein. Bases 209 to 1042 code for a protein of 277 amino acids. Gene Ontology annotation, cellular component: nucleus. Lineage: Eukaryota; Viridiplantae; Streptophyta; Magnoliopsida; Brassicales; Brassicaceae. The transcript is spliced from 7 exons. Gene Ontology annotation, molecular function: DNA binding. The record is from RefSeq and is marked reviewed.
GAGAAUUUGAAAUUUCAAUUUGUUUGAUUAGACACAAUGAUUAAGAUUUUUAUUACAUAAAAAGAAAAAAAAAAUUGGAGAAGUAUAAACACAUACAUAGCGGUGAAAGAAGAAACCCAACGGUCACUCAAAAGCGCAUUGAAGAGUCAAGCAAGACUUGGAUCUGUCUCUUUCGUUUCUCUAUCUCUGUUUCGGAUUCCUAAGAGAAAUGGUGGAAUCGGAGCUAAGCUAUGAACAGAUUCGUUUGAAUAGGGUGGAAGAGAACAAGAAGAGAAUGGGGGAGCUUAAUCUCAACAAGCUUGCUCAAUCUCUUCGUGUCUCUUCUUCUUCUUCUUCUUCUUCCAAGCCCUCACCAGCAAAGCCAAGAACGAUGCGUAUUCCAGUGGAUUUCUCGGAGGUCAGGAGAUCAAGCCGUGCCAAAGGUCCACCUCCAAGUUAUAAAGAGUUUGGGCUAGAACCACUGGAGAGGAGGCCAAGAAGGAGCUCUCGAAGAAGAGAUUUGCUGAAUCGGGUAUAUGCUUCGGACGACGCAAGAAUGUACGCAUUCGACAGGGCAGAGAAGCUCCAGUCAAGCUUAGAUUCAGAAUAUGCAAGCUUUACCAAACCAAUGCUCCAAUCACACGUGACCGGAGGAUUUUGGUUGGGUUUGCCGCUUCCUUUUUGCAAGGCACAUAUGCCAAAACGUGAUGUAAUAAUGACUUUGGUUGACGAAGAAGAGGAGGAAUCUCAGGCGAAAUACCUUGCUCAGAAGAACGGUCUUAGUGGAGGCUGGCGAGGUUUCGCCAUUGAUCACCAGUUAGUCGAUGGAGAUGCUGUAGUGUUUCACCUUAUCGCUCGAACAACGUUCAAGGUGUAUAUCAUUAGGGUAAAUGAUGAUGCAAACAAUGAUUCAGAUGGGAAUGAGGUAAAUGAUGAUGAUUCAGAUGGGAAUGAAGAAGAUCGAGAUAAUGAUAAUGAAUCAAACGAGAAACAGAAGGAAACUGUUUCAGAAGGUAGACAGUUGAGAAGCAGUGGUAAGAGGAAAAGACGAGGAAGAAAGUAGAGUUUGAAGGUUUAAAUGGGACUUCUAGUUCUAUGGAAGGAGUGGGAAGAUGAACUAAAACUUAACAUAACAGCUUUUUGCGAGUUUUUUGGCUGAACAGUGAAGUUGUGCAAUGAGGGGAUUGUUUUUGUGUCUUGUUAUGGAGACAAACAUGGAACGUUACGGCUAAAUAUUUUGAUUUUGGUAACUACGAUUAUUUCAUGAUAUUUUAUGAUUUGGAUAAGGGAAAGAGAAACAAACUUU